Messenger RNA from Somion occarium, 786 nucleotides. NCBI's taxonomy places the organism in Eukaryota, Fungi, Basidiomycota, Agaricomycetes, Polyporales, Cerrenaceae. The record is from the annotation of a GenBank genome assembly.
CGUUCGCCUGCCCUCCAACCACCAUCCCAAUGGCUCGUCUGUCUCUCCUCACUCUCCUCUUGGCGUCCUCUGUGCUUGGUCUGGCCUCUCCUCGCACGCAGCAGGAGACGUUACAGUCGGCUCUGAGUGACAAAUGGAAGUGGUCGGACUGUGGGCUUGACAGCAACCCAAUUCACAUCGAGUCUAUCGAGAUAACUCCUGAUCCCCCCAAGCCUGGUGAAGACUUGACUGUCACGGUUAAGGGUGUUGCCUCAGAGCGGGUGGAGGAAGGUGCCUAUGCAGACGUCGCAGUGAAAGUCGGACGGAUCAAGAUUUUGCAGAAAGAGGUUGAUCUGUGCGAAGAAGCUCGAAGCGCAAAUACGUCCGUACAAUGUCCCGUGGAAGAGGGAGAGUACACUGUUACACACACUGUUACCCUUCCCAAGGAGAUCCCACAAGCACCCUUCAACGUCGAAGUUGAUGGCUACACGGUUGAGGACGAGGACCUUGUAUGUUUGAGAUUGAGCAUCGACUUCCGCAAGACUCCUGGCCGGCUGUUGACCUUGUAAUUGCUUGACCGUCUGUUACCCUUGCAUUUCACGGUGCUCCUCCAUCUAUGAACUUUUCACGUAUACUCUUCACGACGAGCACGAUAUCCAGUGUGAUCUUGACCUUUCUUUCUUGGACCCCUUUGUAAUAUACGUGUCCCUUCAUAUAUUGUCGUGUAUACCAUCAUUCUUCCCCGGAACUGAUAGUUAAGCCAUGGGCUACAUACUUGAUGCCAUGCAAUAAAUGCCUAUGUCAGUC